Messenger RNA from Toxotes jaculatrix (banded archerfish), 2989 nucleotides. RefSeq names its product thrombomodulin-like. The record is from RefSeq and is a predicted model, not a curated record. NCBI's taxonomy places the organism in Eukaryota, Metazoa, Chordata, Actinopteri, Toxotidae. The transcript has a single exon. The coding region runs from base 130 to 1722 and encodes 530 amino acids. Gene Ontology annotation, molecular function: calcium ion binding.
UCCUAAAAAAAAAAAAAAAGAAAAGUUCAGUACUUUUAUAAAUUGGGACUAUGUCUUUCUUUCAGUCGCUGUAUUAACUUCGGGUUGUCGCAUACAGAGCUUUUCAUCAGCUUUCUAACAUCGACAAUCAUGAUUCCUACCACACGAGCUCUGCUUAUUUGCGUGAUUUCCCUCUGCGGGCUGCAGGAAACCGUCCACUCUCAGCGCGGCCACUGCGACGGGGAUCAGUGCGUUGCGCUUUUACAGAAGGUCAGUGACUUCCCAGGUGCGCGUAAACACUGCGAAGAAAUGGGGGGACAGUUGUUCGUGAGCGGUUCGGAACAAGAAGCGAAGAAACUAAGAAGUCUGCUGAGUGGGCUCAGCGCCAGUGCCUGGCUGGAGCGGCACGGCACCGGCAGGACGGAAACUGCGGCAGGUCUCCAGAAAUGCCCCUCCAUCUCCGUGUCGAAGGAAGGGAACCUCGCGGAGCUGUGGAAGCCGUGUCGUGACAAACUGGACGGAAUUGUGUGUCAGUACACGUUCAAGGAAACUUGCAGUCGCUUACAGGCGUCGUCCGGGGGCGCUCAGGUGAGGUAUUUUACGCAUAUGGGUUUCGAGGUCAGCGACCUGGAAGCGUUUCCACAGGGAACCAUCGCUGUCACGGAAAAGGUUGACGGUAAAUAUCCGGACUCGAAACAUCUGUGUUUCGAGAAAAUCUGGCUACCGGCUCCCUGGAUAUGUGAAGUGUUUAACGGCGGCUGUGAGCACGGGUGCAACUCAACCUGCAUCUGCCCUGCAGGACGAACUCUCCAUCCCAACAACAUCACCUGCACCAAAGACCCGUGCGCCGACUGCUCCCACGGCUGCCGGCAGGAGGGCGACUCUCACGUGUGCACGUGCUUCGAAGGCUACAGGCUGGCGCAGGACGGGGUGAGCUGCGAGGACGUGAAUGAGUGCGUGGAGCAGGACGUGUGCACAGGUGAGGGUGAGGAGUGCUUUAACACAGAGAAAGGGUAUGAGUGCAGGUGCAAAUAUGACUACGUCGAGGACGAUGGAGAGUGUAUCAGCACUGAAAUCUGCCAAAGGUGUGAGCACAUGCUGUGUGACAAGGUCAGUGGGGUUUACCAGUGCAUGUGCCGCCCGGGGUUCAAGGUGUCAUCCACAGAUCCGACCAAGUGUGUACAACACUGUGUUGAGAGAGACUGUCCGGCUCGAUGCAUCACAACUGAAGAGGGCAAGGAGGAUUGCUUCUGCCUCGUGGGCUACAUUAAAGACGUGAUUAACGGGACAACCUUGUGCACUGACAUAAAUGAAUGUGAGGACAUGCAGGAGUGUGAUCACAAGUGUGAAAAUGUAUUCGGCAGUUACAGAUGUUUGUGCGACGAGGGGUUCAAGCUGCACGAUGGUCACACCUGUAAACGAAUCAAGGAGGUGGAGGAGGAGGAGGAGGAGGAUGGAUCGGGCUCAUCUCCUUCAUACCCCACAAUGGCCACCAAUUACCUGGACACAGUCCCCUCUUACGUCAAGACCGGCAGCGUCUUGGGCAUCACUGUGUUCAUGCUGCUGUGUGCAGGACUGCUGUUUUUCCUGUUCCACAACAUGGCUAAACGUUGCGGCAGGUUUGAGCUUUCGUCCAUCAGACAUCGAAAUAUAGACAUCUUCUAUCUGCAGCAGGUGACCACCGACACCUAUAAGAGGUUAUCCUGCGACAAACAGUUUAAAAACGACUUGCCAAGACCGUAAUGGUGCCACUGAAGACCUUCAACCAUCUUCUCGUGUCUCAUGCACUCUUUUCUUUCCUCAGAAUCAUCAGAUAUACGGAAUUUUUUCUCAGAGUUAUCCACAGGGAAACAGUUUAUCUCUUAAAGCUGUGACAGAUUAAGACAAAUGAAGAUAUGUGGCAUUAAUGCUUUCUGAAUGUUAUAGAUUUCUAAAUGGAACUGGGGUUUAUUGGCCUGAUAAUUAUCAUUUAUGGGAGCUGGAGGUUCACUUUUUUUAUUGCCAAGAUGGAAAAUUUUGGAUUCCCUUCCUAAUUAGGCAAAUCUUUGGAGAACCUAUGAGAAAAUAAGAGAAAAUGUUUUAAUAGCAAUGGUACUAAAAAGGCAGUAUGGUCAUUUUUACAAAUUUCAGUGCAAAUCCUUCAAUAUAAACCAUAUUUUUUUGUUACUGUCACACAAGUGAUAAGAUGAUCUUAUAAAAGAACCAGACUGAUGCUUCAUUUUAUUUUGCUGCUGUCUGAAUACACUGUAGACACACACUGUACUUUAGUUCUUUAUCCAAAACGGGAAAACAAGAUGUGUCUUGUUACACAAUACUGUUAUAUUCCCCAUAUUGGCUGUAAUACACACUUUUGUGAACUACUGAAGUUAAAGCGUUACAUGUUAAACUCUUAGUAUCAGUAAAAGGAGCUAAAAAAAAAACCCAAAACAUUAUUAGCCAAUGUUUUUGUGGGUGACAUGGGCACAGUGACACAGUGCUCAGCUAAAUGUUGAGGAUUUUAUACCCAAGUAUAAAAAUCCCUGAGUUCUGUUUCAGAUGGGUUUAAGUCGCCAUUUCACUGUUACUCUUUACAGCAUGACCUACAGCCCAAAAACACAUUAUUUAUGAGAAAUGAAGCGUCAGACGUGUGUCAGAGAUGGUAAAUACAACACACAUCAUUUACAUAUUCAUAGAGAUAAAUCGGGAAAAAAAGAAGGAAACAGAUAUUAAAAGUUUCAUGUUAUCCUACGGGACAAUGCUGAGGUGCUACAGUGGCUGUACAGUUUAUUCACUGACAUUAUCGAGGGGUUGAAUGUUAUUCUCUUUACUGUAUAACAGACUGGUCAUGAGAGAUCAGCUAAACAUGAAUGUAAACUUGUGCUGCUCACGUCUCCUUAUAUAACGGGCACUUCCUUCUGAUAUACCCAGCCACUUCAUGUCUGUACAAUGGGUUUAAUGCAAGCUUUUGAUAUUUUGUUGUUGAAUAUGACACUGUUGAAUGAUACUGUAAAUAAAAAGCAUAAACCCUGGA